Messenger RNA from Tetrahymena thermophila SB210, 204 nucleotides. RefSeq lists its product as hypothetical. Lineage: Eukaryota; Ciliophora; Oligohymenophorea; Hymenostomatida; Tetrahymenidae. The record is from RefSeq and is a predicted model, not a curated record. The transcript has 2 exons.
AUGCACCAAAACAUUGCCAUUCCUUCCACUUGUGGAUCAUUAUGCGCUUUGCAUACAUAAUAGCUUAAUAAUAAUAAUAAUAAUAAUAAAAUUAUGCAGCAAUACGAUAUUCAUCGUAACGUUAAUAAUUAAUAUAAAUUCAGUCAUUAUUAACUAGGCGAAAAAGAUUUGAGUAGAAAUUAAAAAAGAAAUGAUAUGAUAUGA